GUCACCUAACAUCACCACGAAACAACGGCGCAAACCAAUCCGUCCCCCAUCUGCUUCGAUAUUGGUCUUACAGCAAACGCUAUUGCGGCUCUAAAAUCCAAUGCUCUGAACCUUCCCAUAACCCUGCACCAUCUGGUCGCCGUUUCCUAACGCCAAACACAAUGUCGAGUCCUGAAGUUGGUCCACGUGGCGAAACAGCCGCAAGUGCAGAACCAGCAGACAACGACACACCCAUCGCAUCCCCUGCUAUAGAGACAGCCCCGAUCCAGCAUCAUGAAUCUGCCUCUGAAUCUAGUGAGGCAGGCGUACAGAUGACACCGGCAGAGGCCCGCCGCUUCGCCCGUCGCAACCUCCGCCGUGCCUCCGCGACGCCCGACCUCGUCACCAGCCUAGUUCGUCCACCUUCCCCAGAGGCUUUUUACGUUACACCCGAAGUUCACGAUAGAAUGCGACUGGGAGCCUACCGACGAUUGCGGCGCGACAACUCAACAUUUCAAACCAGCAACUCUAGUGGCGAGCAACGGUCUGGCCCACUGCUCCCACCGCACCCUUGCUCUCUCGAUAUACCGAGCAAAUAUGGUGGCCAGGCUGUGUUUGACUUCUACUCCCUUACUUAUAUCAAGGAGCCUGAUACAAACCUGUUCUGCCCUAUAUGUCACGAUCCUCUUGUCGACCCCAUCACCACGCCCUGCGACCAUACAUUCUGCUAUCGAUGCAUCCGACGAAGCAUGUCCUCCAGCCCUUCUGGUGCGGCGUGCCCGAUCGAUCGAGAACCUCUGAUAUGGACCGACUGCUUCACUGCAGCAAGGUUGAUCCGAACACAGCUUAAUAGCCUCAUGGUCAAAUGCCCAUUCGAUGCGAGAGGAUGCACGGCAGAACUGAGACGAGAACUCGCCGAGAAGCAUGUCACUGAUGAAUGUCGCUACAGAGAAUACUAUUGCCCGGACAAGGACUGCACAAAGAAGCUAUCCUCUAAGCCUACAGACGAAGUCUGCCGCCAUCACGAAAUUGAAUGUGCCAAGUGCAACACCAAGAUUGAGGCAUCUGAGAGUGAACGACACUUGCUUGUUUGCCCACAAAGCAAGACGAGGUGCCAGGGCUGUUGGGAACUAGUUGUUCGUUCACAACUAACAACUCAUCAAGAAGUUGAGUGCAGCGGCGUGGAAAUUGGUUGUCCGUACCAGGACUUGGGUUGCCCUGUUCGAGUCUUGCGCGGGCAAGUCAGGAUGCAUACGCUAUACUGCGCCUUUCAUCCAGAAACUCCCUCCGGAAUUGUCAUUCGAACACAGAAAGAUCUUAUCCAAUCAUACAAUGACCUGGGCUCACAGAUUAGAGAACUGGCAACUCGGCAAAUUGAAAACAACAAGAGCAUCGAAGAGCUCCGCAGUCUUUUAACGAACCAGACUCUGGGCGAAUCGUCAUCUGGUGACAGCCGGACUAUUCAUGAUUUCGAUAGUGGAUUCGAAGAAGUGCAUAAGAACUUGACACACUUGGAAGCACGCCAGAGCAUGUGGACAAUGAAUCAGAUUAUGCCCAUCCGAGAAGAGGUGACAGAGCUACGAAACAAUAUCAACAUGGUGCGGAUGCACGUGAACUGGCUUUUGUCCAGAAGCAGAGAGGAAGGCCGCAUGAGAGCGGCCAAUACAACUGGGGCUGUACCGGCGGCAGCAGCCAUCCGCAGAGAUAGCGGUGGAGAUGUACCUAUGAUGUUGCCCGAGCGCCGCAGGUCGUCUAGUGCUGAUAUUGACAUCCCCAGAUUAUAGAGGGACAGCCUCGCGGCGUGAUGUAGGGCUUUUGUCCGCUGUACCAAUAGUAUUCAUGAUAAUAACGACUAUGAUAAUU
Molecule: messenger RNA, 1842 nt
Organism: [Torrubiella] hemipterigena
Lineage: Eukaryota; Fungi; Ascomycota; Sordariomycetes; Hypocreales; Clavicipitaceae
Source: the annotation of a GenBank genome assembly